AUGGAUGUGAAAGUUAAAAUUGAACAUGAGGAAGUUGAUCUUCCCGACCUGAUAGAUCCUGAAUUCUUGUCCGAUGAACAAGGUGCCCUAAAACAUGAAAUAUACACCUGUUCUGAAUGUCCAGAAGAUUUCAAUUGCGAAUUCCUUCUUAAAGUUCAUCAAAUGAUCCAUGAUAAAACUCAAUACUGUUUUAUUUGCAAAUGUACAAUUCACAAUAAUUUUAAAGAACAUGUUAUGGACCAGCACUUUAACCAAUGCAAUGUUUGUUUUAAAAAUUUUAAUCAUAAAAGAAGCUUAGCUAAUCAUAUGGAACUUCAUAGUGGAAAUUUAAAAUAUUUGAAAUGUGAUAAGUGUGAUAAAAUGUUUAGGCAAAGGGGCAGUUUGUAUUCCCAUAUGUGA
Molecule: messenger RNA, 399 nt
Organism: Diabrotica balteata
Lineage: Eukaryota; Metazoa; Arthropoda; Insecta; Coleoptera; Chrysomelidae
Source: the annotation of a GenBank genome assembly